AUGAAUACGCAACUACAAUGUUCCGCUUUCACUGCUAUCAUUGCCUUCACAGCGGAUGUCAUAAUCGGAAAUAUAGAAUUAACAAAAAAUAUAAGUACAGUUUCAUCAAAUAGUACAAACAACAAAACUGUCCAUGAGACAUCGGAUUCAGAACAUUGGCGCAAAUAUAUAAUUACUCUAAUAAUAGGUGUAGUGGGUUGUAUUAUAUUUAUAAUACUAUUUUGGAUAAAAUAUAUUGGUUUCGACAACAUUAUAAACAUAAUCCGUAAUAGGUGGAGAAAUACAAUGUAUCGUUUGAGAAACUGGCGUCGAUAUCUUCAAAGAAAUCGUCCUGAACCUCCUGUAAGACAUGACUUAAACGGUGGAAUAGAAAUUAUCGAACGUAAGAAAUAGCAUAUGCAAUAUAUAAACGCAAUCAUA
This is a messenger RNA of Pogonomyrmex barbatus (red harvester ant), 420 nucleotides long. RefSeq lists its product as uncharacterized. NCBI's taxonomy places the organism in Eukaryota, Metazoa, Arthropoda, Insecta, Hymenoptera, Formicidae. The record is from RefSeq and is a predicted model, not a curated record.